CCAGCAGUCGAGACCGACGCGAGCGGCCACAUACACGCCUGCGCUGACGCUACCGAAAAAAAGAAACAAAAAUUUCAAAAAAGGAACUUAAAUUCCUUCGGAAAUUUGAAUUCCGAAAGUGAAUCGGCGACUGAGAUUUGAACUCGGAAAGUCUUGUGUGUGCGGGACCAUAGAGUUUUGUGUUCAACCUUUUUUUGCCAAAAAUAUAUUUUGUUAUAUUUAUUUUUUGGAAUAAAUCUAUUUGUUUUGGUAUUGAUAACUGGACCCGGUGGAGUGAGAGUGUGUGUAUGAAAGUGCGACGGCAUGCGAGCCUAGUUUUCACUUUCUACAGUGGGACGACCGGAACGAUGAAUCCCGUGGGCCAUACAAGUAUAUGUGCCAUACUCUGGCUGAUUGUGGCCAUCGCGGCUACAGAACCUUCAGACCAGAACACAACUACAACAGUGAAAACAGUGCGAACAACCAUACUACCAUCAAGAACAACCAGAACAGAACUAAAAGUAUCCAGAAGUCUUAACCCUCAAGACACACAAACUCUCAAUGUGAAAACUAGGACGGGGCAUACGGCCCAGCUGAUAGUGAAGAAGAGAGACGGAAGAUCGGGCUCAGGCAGUACGACAGAGGCGCCGACCACUGCCGCCUCCACGACCACGCUAGCAGACGUCAAACUGAACUUCACGACCUACGACGAUACGAAAAACAAAACGACAGAGAGCAGAGACCAAAGAAAACUCAAUAUUCUCACUCCAGCUAACAGCGAUUUAGCAGGUUUCGAUUAUUACUCAAACAAAAACAAGAAUGUAGAGGAACUAAGUGAUGUCAAAGCGGAGUACGGCAACUGGUCGCCAGUGUCCGUGUACCCCGAGUCACACAUCCAGGAAGAUGGCGGGAAACCAGAGAUUGACCCCGAAACUUCCAGUUACUACCCUACUUAUGACAACGAACGGAAAACUGAAAACAAAAAAGUAUACAUUACAUCAACGAGCUUCAUCGAUUAUGGGGGACCCAGCAAGAACUACAGAUUCGAUCCGUUCAACCCAAUGAUAAAGAACGAUAGGAACCCAGUGAACAUCGAAGUAGUGAGCACUAAAGUAUCUGAUGGUUUACCUCAGGCUAAAUCUAUCAGGAUCCCAGACCCAGUUAUGAUCAGCUCGGAACCCAUGUAUAUUAAAAAGGCUAUUGAUAAGUAUAACAAUAAGCGCGGCCGGUCAAUCUUGACGCUCGGUGAAGAUGGCAUCCCAGAGAUUCAUGGAAUAAGAGUUCCUGACGACGAAUCCGACAAAAAGACAUGGCGUAAUGCCAGAGUUGUUAACGGAGAGUUGCUUCCAUACCCAACUGGCUACAAACCUGCAAAGGCAAUCCCAGAAGCUGAUGUUUACCCUGAUAUUGCUGGAGCAGAACCGGAACAAAGUAUCGGUCCGUUUACUAAGGAAGACAACUUUGAGCCUAAAGCUGGACCUUACGGUGACGAGAACGUUGGAGUUCCGUACUACACUGCUCAAGAUUAUCCUUACGCUGAACAACACAAUCACGAUGAGAGCAAGUCCUCAUAUGGUCCGUUCACCAAAAAAGAUAAUUCUAAAGUAGCAAAUUCGAAACUGAUCGAAUACAUAAAACAAAUUAACGACCAAGAGGCAAAACGAAACGAUUACUUUAGCGGCAGAAGCUCAAGAGCAUACAAUAGAGACAUGGAAGUUGCUGAAAGUCAUAUCCAAAGACGUAUGUUACAGCAUCCUGGAGAAGUCAGUUUCCCAAACUCAGCUUUGUACACGCCUAAAAACGCUAAACCUGGAUUCGACGAAAGUGUCAGGAACCCAGUGUUACAGUACGCUCACCCGGAGCUUGGCAUUCAACCCGCUAAAGCAACUGGAGACAAUGUUGAAAGCCGGAAGGUAAAAUACUACACGACCACUGUGCCAAAAAGUGCUCAUCCUUACCCAAUGGAGCCCGUGGACGGCUACAGCCAAAGCAGAUCCCAAGGCGGCAACCAAGCAAACCGGUACUAUGAGGAUGAAUACAAAAAGUUUGCCUACUACCAGAAUGAUCACCAGCAGAAAUACCCCUACAGCUACGGAUACAUCAAGCGCACUCCAGAACCCUCUCUAUGGAAGAAGCUGACCGACUCCAUGAGGGACUCCAUCCAAAGUGCCGGAGAUGCCGUGCACAGUCUUGCUAGACCCAUAUUUGACCCCAUUGCCCGAGUGACCCAGCCUGUGUUGGACCCACUAAUGGAGGCCACCCAAAAGAUCACGCACAACCUUGGAUUCUCGAACUCGAUCCAAUCGCAAAGAUACGCUCAGGAUAAGAUUGGUAUUGCAGCUGCGGCGUCCAGCUCACCUGCUAUGUUGCCAGCUAUCGGGCUGAUGGCCGGCGGGGCCGCGCUGGGGCUGGGCGCCGUCGCCAUGGGCCGCUUCCUCGACGUGGGCCUCAUGCGCAGCGCUGACAGCGACGACUACGACGAGCUGGACAAGGAACACAAGAGAGCCCUCAUCAACGCACCCUACGACGUCGACGCCAAGUUCAUCAGCAGACAGAAGCACUACGACGACAACUACAAGAUGCCGAGUGAAAACGUUUACGUGGUCAUGUCUCCCGACAACUCUGAGGCUCGUCGGGCUAAGAGGGCUGUUGCGGGCAAUCCAUUUGAGUCUUACAGCAGUCAGAGUAACAUGCGAAGGAGGGUCAGGCGGAGUCUCCAGGACUUUGACGACAUGGAUGAAGAGUUGCAGCGCGUGGACGGGCGGCCCGGGACGCCGUCGCUGACCGCGGCCGCCAUGGACCUGGUGCGCCAGACCGACUGGCGGGACUCCCAGUGCGCCAAGUACACCUUCUGCAAGGUCCUCACCUCCCAGUCAUCAGACUCCAUCUACGUCAUGGAGAAGAAAAUGGAAUCGCUUCUAAAGUUGAUAUCCCGCGGCAGCAGCGCCAGCGCCACGGCGGUGGCCCACCAGCUCGGUGACGUCAUGGCCGCUUCAAGAGCCCACCAGUGCGACAGGUUCCAGUGUGAGAAGCACUGAUGAAGAGGACACACGACGCCCGCCCGCGAUCGAACGAAAACUUUUUGGAGAAAAUAGGUUAUAAAACUCCUUGCGUGCCGGUUUUGUUUUUAAAUUGUUUCCUCGGUGACGUAAGCUGAAUGUCUAUGAAUUACGAUAGGUAUUUUAAGGAAGUUUUAUCUUUUCUUAAUUGUCACAAGAUAAAACGAUAAUCUAAAUCUAACUUAACGGUCGAAUUGUAGAUUUACAGUCAAGUGGCGCGGCUAAAGUGUAUUGUUUCCAUCGGUGUUGUGAUUUUUGAAGGAUAUAAUUAUUUUGAUGAACGUUUAAGGCGGUCUUUGAUCGAAGAUUAUUCUACAGUGACUAAUGAAAGGAGAUAUCGCAUGCACAUGCAAUCUCAUGUGAAUGUUAGAUAAAGCGAUGUCGAUAGCGAUCGUCAUUUUUGUCAGAAUCAGUGCAAAUAAGUUAUUUUUCAGCACUAUGUUUUUCCUUUGACCAUCUAUCCGAAGUUAGAUCCCAGAAUAACAUGCACCUAUGUAAAGCCUCAUAAGGUGGAUAAUUGAGUCCCACGUUGGGCGCCAAAUUAAUUUAGGUCCCACAGUGGGCGCCAAAGUAGUUGAAAUACAACAAUGCGCAAUCUUAAACCUUAUCAGUGCUAUAUCUGACGGUGUACGGUGAUUAUGUUAUUUAGAAUCUUCUUUUCAGUAGUGGUACUACUAGCUUUCAUUACAUUUCUUUAAUGAAAUGUGUCCAGUGAUUUCUUUGAGAAAUUAUUAUUUAUUUUAUUUAAAACUACAGAUUAAGUAUUUAAAAACAUAUUUUAAUUUACAUCAUAGUACAUAACCAGGGUGAUAUGAAUUUAUUUUUUAUGGAUGACUAGCAAUUAAGUUGUUUUGAACAAUUUAAGCCAUAUAGUGAGUCGUUCCUUUUAAAAACGAAAAAAAUAUACAGAGGUGCUCCUGUUUAUCCAGGGAAUUCUUUGUUUGUUUAGCUUUAUGGUCACCCUGUGAAUUUUACUAUUUAACUUGUAUUUAUUGUUACCAAAUACUUAUUUAUUCUACUGCCCUACACGAGGCUAUUUAUUCAGGUUUAUUCAACCUUAAAUUAUUUAACUUAUUAUUAGUUAAAAGUUUUAUUAACUUAGCAGGAACAGU
Molecule: messenger RNA, 4150 nt
Organism: Plutella xylostella (diamondback moth)
Lineage: Eukaryota; Metazoa; Arthropoda; Insecta; Lepidoptera; Plutellidae
Source: RefSeq, a predicted model, not a curated record